Chrysemys picta bellii (western painted turtle) is the source of this 7863-nucleotide messenger RNA. It is a transcript of the gene FYCO1, whose product is annotated as FYVE and coiled-coil domain autophagy adaptor 1. Gene Ontology annotation, cellular component: lysosome; autophagosome; late endosome. NCBI's taxonomy places the organism in Eukaryota, Metazoa, Chordata, Testudines, Emydidae. Gene Ontology annotation, biological process: positive regulation of autophagosome maturation; plus-end-directed vesicle transport along microtubule. Gene Ontology annotation, molecular function: metal ion binding. The record is from RefSeq and is a predicted model, not a curated record.
GGCCAGGGGAAUCAUGGGAGUUGUAGUAAAACCUCCUCAAUGUAUUCCUAUGUAAUGGCUGCCUGGGCGGAGAAUUGCAGAUGCCACAAAGGAAACUAAUCUCCACUAACUGAAUGGUCAUCAAGGAUGUGAACUCUGCUCUUUUUUUCUAGCUGGGUGAAAAGUUUAACAGCGUGGGCUUGCACCUCCUUUGGUUUUCAUGAUGGCAGCAACUAGUGGAGAAAGCCAGCUACAGAGGAUUAUCAGAGAUUUGCAAGAUGCUGUGACAGAGUUAAGCAAAGAAUUUCAAGAAGGAGGGGAACCAAUCACCGAUGACAGCAUCAGUUUGCAAAAGUUUUCCUACAAGCUUGAGUACCUUUUACAGUUUGACCAGAAAGAAAAGACCACACUGCUGGGGAACAGAAAAGACUACUGGGAUUACUUCUGCGACUGUCUGGCUAAAGUCAAAGGAGCUAAUGAUGGGAUCCGCUUUGUUAAGUCUAUUUCAGAGCUCAGAACAUCUCUUGGUAAAGGAAGAGCAUUUAUACGUUACUCCUUAGUACACCAAAGGCUGGCAGACACCUUGCAACAAUGUUUUAUGAAUACCAAAGUAACAAGUGACUGGUACUAUGCAAGAAGUCCAUUUCUGAAGUCUAAAAUGAGUUCUGACAUUGUGGGUCAACUCUAUGAGUUAACUGAGGUUCAGUUUGACUUGGCAUCAAGAGGGCAUGACUUAGAUGCUGCUUGGCCAACAUUUGCCAGGAGGACAUUGUCCUCACAUGGCUCUUCAGCAUAUUUGUGGAAGCCUCCAAGUCGCAGUUCAAGCAUAAGUAGUUUAGUGAGCAACUAUUUGCAGACACAAGAGUUUCCAGGUAGCCCUGAUGCAAAUAACUCACUAAAUGCUGAACACGUGGAGGGCUUUGAAGAGAUGCGUGUGGAACUUGACCAGGGAGAGCUGAGGCAGAGGGAGCUGCAGGACUGGAUUAAUCAGCUAGAGAAGGAAAACCAGGAGCUGCAGGCAGCCGUCAGCCUUCAGAAAGAACAAGUGCAAGUGGAAAAGGAAAAGAGCAGCAACUUCAGAGAGGAGAACUCCAGACUGACAAAGACGAUAGCGGAGUUACAGAAACAGUGUGAGGUUUCCCACUCCACUCAGAGCACUGUUCAUGACCUACAAAAAUGUGUGCAGGCAUUAGAAGUGAAUGCAGCCGAGCAGCAAAAGGAAUACCACACAAGGCUUGAGCAAAUGGAGUCGAGUAAGAAGGACUAUGCCUCAGAACUGCAGCUCUUGAAUCAGGAGCUGGAAACCACCAGGGCUUCGGUCAGCAUGAAGGAUCUCCGCAUCAGUGAGCUCCAGACGAAGCUAAGUUCAACAGAGCAGAAGAAUCUAGAGCUCAUUGCAAAAGUCGAUGCCGUCUUGGAUGAAAAAGGACAACAAACCUCCACCCAGUAUGAGACUACCCUAAAGAUCCAGGAAUUGCUGGAGAAACUUCACCAGGCAGAAAAGGAAAAGGCUGACAUCCAGAAACUAAAUAACGAACUUCUGUCUCAGGUAAAGACAGCGAGAGAGGAACUGCAGCUGAACGAGGGGGCACAGAAAGAACUGGAAUCCAGAUUUAGUUGCCUCGCCACGGACUCCAAAAAAGAGAGUGAAAAACUGCUCAUGAGCCUGGAAAUGAUGGCAAAGGAAAUGGAUACAGUUCAGGAGGCGCUGACUGUGAAAGGAAAGGAGGUGGCUGAACUCCAGAUCCAGCUGAAGGGUUCACUGGCUCGUGUGGGGUCGCUGGAAAAAAAUCUUGAAGAGACCAGAAGAGCAAAAGAGAAUCUUCAGGAAGAGUGCAGCUGCAGGGAAGCUGUGCUGAAGCAGGAAGCCAGAACCUUGGCAGAGCAACUUGAGCUGCGGAAGGAUCAUUUAUCAAAGCUGAGUCAGAACGUGCACAGCCUAGAGGAGCAAAACCAAAAACUCCUCUCCAGCAACGAUCACCUCCUCCAGAAGGUAAAGGACAUGGAGGAGCUCGCAGGACAGCAAAGCUUGGCACUGAACGAAAUUGGUGAAGAAAGCAAGAAACUGAAAUCUGAGAAUGUAAAUCUGCACCAAACCGAGGAGAAGAUGAAAGAGAAGCAGAAAAACCUGGAGGCAUCUAAAGCCUCUUUGGAAGCUGAGCUGGCCAGGCUGAGGGCAUCGGAGAAACAGCUCCAGAGUCAGAUUGACGAUGCCAUGGUGUCGGUGGAUGAAAAAGAGAAAAAGCUCCGGGAGCAGAACAAACAGUUGCAUGAAGACUUGCAGAAUGUCACAAGGCAAAAUCAGAUCCUGGAAGAGAGGCUACAGUCUCUGCAUUCUGAAUACCAAGAACUGAGGCAAAGAGAAGAUACCAUCAAGGAGUCUUUAGCUGAAUUGCAAACAGAGCACAAGAGUGCCAAACAGCAUGGUUUACGGAUGGAAAAGAUUCUGUUUUCCUUGAAGGAAUGUGAAGAGUCUCUUAGGUCACAGGUUACAGAGAAAGAUGUGACACUGCAAGGCAUAGAGAGCCAAUGCAAGCAGCUACAGGCAGAAAUUGAGAUGUACCGAAAAAAAGCGGAGUCUCUUGAGGUGGAAAAGCUAAGUAUGGAAAAAACAUGCCUUCAUCAAAUAAAAUUGAUUGAAUCCCUUACUGGAGAGAAGGAUUCAGUGGAGAAGGCCCAGCUGGAGCAGGCAGCAUGUCAGGAGAAAGAGGCACAAGAGUUGGCUUCCAGGCUAGCCGUGUCUGAAAAGCAGCUGCACAUUAACCAGAGUGAAGUGUCCAGGUUGCAGGCAGAAGUGAUUGACCUUCGAGCCAAGCUUCAGCAGACAGCUGAUGAGAGAGAGAGGGUGCAAGGCAAGCUGGAUGUCACAGAGGCAGUUUUGGGGGAACAAAAGACACUGGUCCAGCAGCUGAAAGAGCAGAGUGAGUCACUCAACAGCAACCACGUGCAAGAGCUGGUACAGUGUAAAGAAAGAGAGGAAACUCUGAAAAAAGAGCGGGAAAGGGAAGCCCAUCAAAAGGCUGAGCUGGAGAAGAAUGUGCUGAGUCUCGGGGAAGAGCUGUCCAACGUUAAGCAGUAUUUGGAGACUGUUAAAAUGGAAAAUGUAGAAACCAAUGACCUGCUCCACAGAACCAACACUGACAUGGCUGAACUUGGUAUUCAGAUCUGUACCUUGACCUCUGAGAAGGGGGAUGCAGAAGAGAAGCUGGCCCGGGUCACUAAGAAGCUCAGGGAAUUGGGUGAGCAAGCAGCAAAGGAGCAGGAGAGGCUGCAACUUGACAUCUCCACGCUCAGGCAGGAGAACCAAGGCCUGACAGAGAAACUAAAGGAGACUCAAGUAUGUGUUGCCGCUGUUUCCAGCCUGCAAACACAGCUGGAGGUGGCAGCGAAACAGGCCCAACGCUGCCAAGAGACCAGCGAAGAAGAGCUGUCUGCAAUAAAAUUUCAAAUGAGCACAGAGAUUAUAAAUUAUCAGACAAAAUUCAAGGCUGUCAGUGAAGAAUGCGAGAAAGUAAAAGAGCAGCUUGAGGAGCAGAAACGACAGCUGUGUGCUGCAGAGGAAGAGAUUGCAGAGCUUCACGCUGUAAACACUGAUCUGUCUAGCAAACUGGAGCGUGCAACAGAGCAAUUGACUGAAUAUGAAUCCACCAGGUUAAAAAAAGACGAGGAGGUGAUGUCACUGAAAAAACACUUGGAGAGGACCCAAAAGGAAGUUGACAAAGCGAAUGAGCAAGUCAAAGAGUACGGUGACAAACUCAACAAGGCGACAGCAGACAGAAACAGCAAUGAUCAGAAGUUGUUGGCCGAGCUAGACGAUCUAACUAGAACAAAGCAAUUCCUCGAAGAACGUUUGAUAGAACUUCUCAGGGAUAAGGAUGCCCUUUGGCAGAAAUCAGAUGCACUGGAAUUUCAGCAGAAGCUCUGUGAAGAGCAAAGAUGGCUCGGUGACACAGAAGUAAAUCAUUGCCUGAGCUGUCAGCGAGAGUUUACUUGGAUGAUACGCCGACACCACUGCAGACUGUGCGGUCGCAUUUUCUGCUAUUACUGCUGUAACAACUACAUGAUGACCAAACACAGUGGCAAGAAGGAGCGUUGCUGUAGAGCUUGCUUCAAUAAACCUAGGGUGAUCGUGGAUUACACGGAUGACUUUGGAUCCCGUGCCAGCCAAGAAGAACCACCAGCUCUGCUAAAUUCACCAGUGUCUCCGACCCAGGAAGGUACAGUUACAAAUGAAACCUCCAAACCACCAGAUGAUGCAGUGUUUGAUAUAAUCACAGAUGAGGAACUGUGCCAAGUGCAGGAAUCUGACUCUGUCCAUAACGAAAGUCAAGCUGAAGUAGAGUCUCUGGACCAGAGUGACACAGAUCUAAACAGCACAUAUAAUUCUUCGACCUUGGAUGACUCAGAAGAAUUGCAAGUGGCCCAAGAUGCUGAGAUAUGUUUGCUGAAGUCAGGAGAACUGAUGAUAAAAUUACCCCUUACAGUUGAAGAGAUUUUAAAUUUUGGGGAAGACAACAGGGAGCUGUUCAUUAAGUCCAGCACCUACAGCACCAUCCCUAUAACCGUGACAGAGACUGGCCUUACAAUCAGCUGGGUGUUUUCAUCAGACCCAAAGAGCAUAGCAUUCAGCGUUGUCUACCAAGAAUCAGAAGAAGCAAUGCUGGAUCAGUGCAAAGUACUCAUUCCUAUGACCCGCUGCAACUCUCAUAAGGAAACUAUCAGAGGACAGGUGAAAGCGAGAAACUGUGGUAUCUACAUACUGAUAUUUGACAACACCUUCUCUAGGUUUAUCUCGAAAAAAGUAUUUUAUCACUUGACUGUUGAACAACCUGUGAUCUAUGAUGGAAGUGAUUUUCCAUAGCCUUGAAUAUAUGGUGUCCUUUUUUAAUGAUAUUUUUAAGAAACACUAUUAUUUAUAUGUAUGUAAGCACUAAAAAGAUUGUUGUUUGAACACCUCCUUAAGCUAUGCAGUAGUUACAAAACAAAGCACUUACAGUGUGUUUACACAAAAGAAAGAAACCCUUCACAGGAACACUAGUGGCUCGAUACUGUGUAGAGAUUGCUCAAAAGCCAUGUUGUUUUGUAGAACUGGUCAAAAAAAAAUGUCUUCAACCUUUUUUCAAUGAAAAUUUGGUUUUUGACCAAAUUAAAAUUUUUGAUGUUUUUGUCAAAGAAAACAAAAAAUAGUUGGCUGAAAACUGAAAAAUAUUAUUUUGUUGAAAAGCUUAUAUUUUUUUCUUGGAAAAUUUUGAUAAAAAUAAAAAUAAAAUAAAAAAUUGAAAUUUUCACUUGGGGAAAAAACAUUUUCUGACCAGCUCAUAAUUAUAAAAAACUAUAAAAAAAUGCAAGUAUGCAAAACUCUAGACAUUACAGAUAUGUAUCGUUAAAGGAUCAUUAUUAUCUUUUUCAGACUUAUAAGCAAUAUACUUUUUAGAUAUUUAGUUUUGGUUUAAAAUGUCUAACUGGGUUUUAAAAAACACUCUGACAUUUAAUGUCAAUCACAAAAAAAAAUGCUGCAACAGUUGUAAAAUUAAGGAUUAUUUCUUCCAGUCUUGAUCGCUCUUCUCUGUAAGUAGAGCCACUGACAUCAAUGGGAGUUCUUGCAGAGUAAGGUACAGUGGCGGCUCGCAUGCCUGGGGCGGCAAGCCGUGGGGGGCGCUUUGCCGGUCCCUGCGAGUGCGGUAGUCAGGGAGCCUUCGGCGGCAUGCCUGCGGGAGGUCUGCCGGUCCCGCGGAUUCGGCAGCAAUUCAGCGGCGGGUACGCCAAAGGCCGCGGGACUGGCGGACCUCCCGCAGGCAUGCCGCUGAAGGCAGCCUGCCUGCCGUGCCUGUGGCGGCAAAAAAGCUAGAGCCGCACCUGGUCAGGUACCUCUCUAAGUAACUUACAGUGGCAGAAUCUGGUGUAUAAUUGGCAGAAAAAAUCAGCAGUUCUCGUGUGUGACACUAAAGAAAGGGAAACAGGCAUGUUUCUUUUUUCUGCUUUGGCUUCUUUUAAGCCACAGUAAUCGCACAAAAAUAAAAACUCGAAGGAUACAAAUGAUGAGAAUGGUUCCUUUUUAUAGACUGAGUGGAAGGUAGCAAUUGUUGAGCCUCAUCAGAUUUGAUCCAGUCUAGAUAAGUCCACCCAAAACUGGAUGCAUAUCCAAACCUAGUGAGGUCCUCCUCCUUCUCCCCUGUCCUCCUAUCCUUCUCUCUCCUGCUUACCAGUUCAGCCAGGUCACUUUCCUUUGUCCUUCCCCUUAUUCCUGCUUCCUCUACCCCCGUCUACCUCUUCCUCUGCUCCUUCCCUCCAAGUACAAAUGAUUUCCUCCCCAUUUCCUGGCUAAAUCUGGUGACUCCUAUUACCAUUCUCCAUUGUCCAUCCAGCCCUCAUGCUUCACUUUCUCCAUAGCCUCUCCCCUAUAUUUAUCUCCCCAGAAUAAACCAGUGGUUUGCAGUUUCUGCUGGGCCCAGAGUGGCUCCUGUAUUCAAAUCUUGUGCACUCAUGGGCCAGGCUGGUUAAAAGUUUUCAAUCAAAACUGGUUUUGGUGGAAAUUUAUUUUUUUUAUUUUAAACAAAAAUCUCCAUAGAAAGUGUCUGCUUUCUGCACAAAAUUUGAGGGGUUAUUUGUGUUUUUGAGAGGUUUUUUUUAAUAAAAACUAGAAAAACAAAAGAUUUUGGGGUCUCAGUUGAAAAGUGCUCAGUUUAUCAACAGAAAGUUGAACUUUUUUUUUUAAGUGGGGGAUGGACAUUUUCCAACCAGAUCUCCUCAUGGGUCAGAGAUAUCUCAGAAUGGACUGGAUAUCCCUCACCGAAGGAGCGUGGGGAGCGUGGGACCAUGAGAGAUUUCAAUGCAGCAAUUGGUGAAAGCCCAGCAGAACCUGCCAGGAAUCUGACAGCUCCCUGAUGGGAAUAGCAGCUGAUGUAGGGGGCCCUGUGCGGAGUUAGAGGAGGCAAAAGAAACCUGGGGUUGGGAACAGAAAACAGUGGGAGUUUCCAAGUCUAGGCUGAAGGAUCUGGCUGGUUGACUGUAUAGGACUUGGAAGGGGGAGAAGGAGGAGACAAAUUUGGGUACAAAAGAGCAUUGGAUGGAGGUGUGAGGGCUCUUUAUCAAAGGUUCAGUUCAGUUUGGAAGAAGGAUUGAGGUUCAAAUGGGUGUGUAUAUUUUUCUGGUCCCGUACCUCAGCCCUAAUGGAUUCUAUUUGAUGGGGAUAGCACUAUUGCUGUGAAGGCACAGAUUGUUCAUGUUGAUUGUAAGCACUGAGGUUCUGGUCACUUAACCAAUAAUGAUAAAAGCACAGGACAUUUCCUGGGGAUUAAUGAUCAUCUGAAAGGAGAGGACUCCGUGUCCCAAGGUACAGCUGAAGGCCAGUAAUCCCUAUUGCUGAGGUCAUUGUUGCUAUUGUAAAGGGCAAUGAAAGGGGAUGGAUGUUGUUUAUGGGCGAUGCACUUUUUAAUUGGUCAGUAUAGGGUAUUUUUAGACCAUAAAUGCCCUCGCUAUGCCCCCAGUCCAAAGCCCACUGAAAUAAAUGUAAAUCCUCUCAUUGAGUUCAACAGGCUUUGGAUUGGGCCCUAUGUUAACCUGCCAGGAUUUUGACUCAUCUCGAGACAUUCCAUUGAGUUGACAAUCCAGUUCGUCUUUCUUAUUAUAUCAGUACUACAUGUAAACUGCCGUGGGAAGAUGUGUCAAAGAAAGAUGCAGGGUCCUUUUCUUUGUAGGAACAGAGAGGUCAGAGACCAUCACAACUGAGCUCUAUACUGCUGAAAUAUGAUUAAAUUUAAAAGAUUCUAAUCAAGAUGGAAAUGAGAUUAAAGUGAGUAGCACAUAAGCAAUAAACAAAUUAUGCACUGGCCCCAAUUUCAUUAUUUACCAGCAUAUUAUUUUAGUGCUGAGGUUAUGUUUUAU